AUCUGUGCUGUGUCUGCUCUUUCUGAUCUCACUGCUGAGCUGCACAAUGACCCAAGGGAACACCACCACCAGCACCAUCGCACCUCCACCUACACUUUCCCCUCCUGCAAUUGUUGUGUUGUCAUUUUUUACAUCAUCUACUAUGACGGUUCUGCUGGUAUUACUGGUGUUACUGGUGAGAAGAUACAUUUAUAGGAAACUUGAAGAUCAAGACAAAGCUGAAGAAGAUGACAUUAAAGAUGACAUUAAAGAUGACAUCAUAUACAGCGACAUCAGAAUUUCACAGCGUCAACAACAGCCAAUCAACCAAAGCAGAGACAGUGAUUCAGCUCCAAUCGAUUCAGAAGUGAGAACUGAAGGCGUCACUUAUGGAGAAAUCCUUGUCAAAGGGCAGAAAAUAACCCUCCCCUGCUGUGAUGCAGAGACAAAUCCCACGAGUGAAACUGAUCACAGCCCAGAAUCAGCAAUUCAAAACAACAACAUUGCAGACGUGGAAGCAAAGCAACUGCAGACAGAAGUUUCAGGCUGUCUCAAUGAUGAAGAGCGCCCAGCAUCCCCCAGCAACAUCAGCAUGGAGGAGAGGAAGUCACUCACAUCACUUAGUAAUGACAACAGCAUGAUCAUCCUUCCAGCAGACACAGACUUUAAACCAGAGCCAGACGUCGUCUACUCUUCACUGAAGUAGUCCACCAGUCCAACCACUGACAUCCAGCUGCUGGUCUCUUACUGGUCCAUUCAGAACUUCAAACCAGAGGACAUCCAUGCAUACAAAUGAUUACUGUGUCUGUUUGUUUUCCUUAUUUGAUUAAAAAAAAUCACAAUCUUAACCAGAGCUGUUUCAGUACUUAAAAUCAACAAUGAUUUAAAAGCAGCAACAGCAAAACACAUUUUAACAUGUUUUAGUUUGGCACUUUGUUCUUGUUCCCAUGACAGUUUUACUGCAUGAUCAAUAAACUUUUGUUCUCA
This is a messenger RNA of Oreochromis aureus, 966 nucleotides long. RefSeq lists its product as uncharacterized. The record is from RefSeq and is a predicted model, not a curated record. The transcript has 6 exons. Lineage: Eukaryota; Metazoa; Chordata; Actinopteri; Cichliformes; Cichlidae. The coding region runs from base 47 to 685 and encodes 212 amino acids.